AUGACUUCACAUCCACUAAUUGCAGACCUCUGCAACCCGGUAGAGUCACUCCGAACCUCCGAGUCCGAUACGAUCAAGGUGUUGAAGAAAAGAAAAGUCAAUGUCGAGCGCGACAUUCUUUUUGCCCGCAAAGAAUGGAAGCCUUCAGGUCUGUUUGACCAGAACUACUGGUCUCAAGCUGCAAAGAUCGAGAGGUUGUCAGUACAACGAGAGAUUAUAGACCGCAAGAUCUCGCAAGGCAGCUUCUCUGGUAAAGAGAUCGACUGGGAGGCGACUGAGGAGGCGAAAAGAAUCCUUGAGAGGAUAAAUGCGCAUAAACAGACGGAGAGAAUAUGCAAGACCCGGGCCGCAGAACUUCGCGAAGAGGGGACGCAGAGGACUCUAAGAGCCUCAUUUAUGCGGUUAUUCACAACCUCGAAGAUGGGCAUAAAUAUCUCGUGGACAGGCGCUGGCAAACGCAAGCGAGAUACCCAGAGUGACUGGAAGCAAGAUAUGGUUGAGGCAUAUAAUGCCAAGCACCCCGAUCAAACUUGGCUUUGGUGCCCAAUAACACACCAAUGGCGACCGUCCGAAAUGGUUGUUGCUGCACAUUUGUUCGGCUAUAUGCAUGGACAAGGAACAAUGGAUGCUAUUUUUGGAAAAGGGGGUGACAUCUUUUCCUCCAGGAAUGGACUCCUGGUCAGUCUAGAGUUUGAACGCUACUUCGAUAGUGGGAAAAUGGCCAUUGUACCAGACGUUGGAGAAAACGCCGGGGUUUCGGAGAUGCUGUAUUGGCUGAGUUCCAAACCACGAGAAUUCAAGGUCAAGAUAUUGGACCAGGAUUGGAAAAAGCUCGACGACAUGGUCGACGAUAAGUCAGGUUUGACCUAUAGAAAGCUUGAGGAUCGCCGUCUGAAUUUCAGAUCAAACUUUCGACCCGCCGCAAGAUAUCUUUAUUUUCACUACUGUGUGCAAGUUCUGAGAAGGGCUUGGCAAUAUACCAAAGACACUGACAAGACCGAGGCCGCCAAGGACCAUGUGGCUAACGUUUUAUAUGACACGAAUGGCAAGUUGUUUUGGGGGACCCCUGGCCGCUAUCUUCCCCGGAAUAUGCUGCUAGCUUUGGUGGAAGAACUGGGUCACGAGUACAAGCCGCUUUUGAAUGGUGCGGCGUCAAGCACGUCUGCUGAUUCAGAUAUGUUGCUGGAAUUAGCUGCAAACCAAACGAAGGCGCGGCGAAAGUCACUAUCAGAUGACCUUUUCAGCUUCGAGUAUUCAGACACUGAUGAUGACUAG
Molecule: messenger RNA, 1275 nt
Organism: Penicillium hordei
Lineage: Eukaryota; Fungi; Ascomycota; Eurotiomycetes; Eurotiales; Aspergillaceae
Product: HNH endonuclease signature motif containing protein
Exons: 1
Coding region: 1-1275 (424 amino acids)
Source: RefSeq, a predicted model, not a curated record